UUACUGGAGUGCGGCACAAAUUAUGGAAUUAUGGAUCGGUCGCUCCUGCAGUGUACCUAUGAUGCAGCUAGCUAGCUAUGUAUCACAACGUGCUAAAACCUAUAACUGAAAUGCGUAAUUAAAAAUGUAUAUGUAACGCGAAAAUGCUAAAUACUGCGAAAUUUGUAUUUACUUCCAGGAUAUGUCGUAGGUAGACCGUUUUUGUGCUGACAGAUGUACGGGCACAUGAAACUCGGCUGCACGCCGUCAUAUUGUGGAUAUACUGCGCACACGAGGUUAAAUAAACCAGUAGCUGUAGUAAAAUAAAACGUUAGUUUCCUGUAGUAAUAAAACACGUUUUUAGGACCGGACCGGACAGUGGAACAUGCUUGUCGGUUAUCGCUGAGGCGCCGCUUUUGACACAAAGGAAACUGACGGCCAGUUUUAAUUGGACCGAAAACGGCGAAUGUAAAGCAAGUUUUAAAAAAAUCCUUCUCCUGGACCCCUCCGCGACGCGUUCAGCGGGAAGGGAUUAGACGGGUUAGUACAGGGGGGCAGCUUAUGAGUUGCCGCGGUCGGUCCCCGGUCUCUCCACCCACCUCGUUCACAUUUUGACUCCGUUCGUCCGGAGGUGGAAAGAUCCAGAGCCGGAGCGCGAGACGCAGCGGGGGGAGUGUCUGACUCUCCAGCGGAGUGCAGCGCGAGGCGCACGUGAAGCGAAGCCGUAGCGGGAAUCUGCGCGUGGGGGACCGUCAAGGCGAUAGGUGUGACCGGCCGGCGCGUGGCGGCCGCCCGGUAUUCCGGAGCGGUUGGCCAACAGUUUUCGGGAAGCUUUUUGGGAUAACCCAGGCUGGCAGGUUUGUGACAAGGAGAGGUGCCCCAGGGACAUUGCUGAGAGACAUGCUCAUUGCGUGCACUAGCAGGGAGGGUGCCAGGGGGAACUGCCACUAAGCACACAGGAGGACCCCCACCUCCUGCAGCGGCACGCGGAGAGCGAAGGCUUGUUGUCUCACCCCUGUGCCUGGCAGCCCCGCCGAUCCCGCGUCACCCCAUCCUACAGCAUCCAUGGCCUUCACCCUGUCAGAGAUCAUGGCUGCCCGGCGGCAGCAGCGCGGCUCUAGGACGGCGGUGGAUGUGGACGAGUACAGCGCCAACCCCACGCAAGCUUUCACCUUCUACAACAUCAACCAGGGGCGCUUCCAGCCUCCCCACGUCCACAUGGUGGAGCCCCUGCCCCACGACACGCCAAAGCCACCCGGCUACACGCGCUUCGUCUGCGUGUCAGACACCCACUCGCGUACUGACGGCAUGCAGAUGCCCUACGGCGACGUGCUCGUCCACGCCGGCGACUUCACUGAGCUCGGCCUGCCCAGCGAGGUCAAGAAGUUCAACGACUGGCUAGGCACCCUGCCCUAUGAGAUAAAAAUCGUCAUCGCGGGCAACCACGAGCUGACCUUUGACCAGGAGUUCAUGGCGGACCUCAUCAAGCAGGACUUCUACUACUUCCCUUCUGCGUCUAAGCUGAAGCCAGAGAACUAUGAGAAUGUCCAGUCCCUGCUGACCAACUGCAUCUACCUGCAGGACUCGGAGGUGACUGUGAGGGGCUACCGCAUCUAUGGCUCCCCCUGGCAACCCUGGUACUACGGUUGGGGCUUCAACCUACCCAGGGGACAGGCCCUGCUGGACAAGUGGAACCAGAUCCCCGACUCCACCGACAUCCUGGUGACACACUGCCCCCCGCUGGGCUUCCUGGACUGGGUCCCGAGGAAGAUGCAGCGUGUCGGCUGCGUGGAGCUGCUGAACACGGUGCAGAGGCGAGUGCAGCCGAAGCUGCAUGUCUUUGGGCACAUCCAUGAAGGUUCCUGCAGGAUGCGGGCAAGGCUGCAGAGAUGCAGAUGUAGCGCCGUUGCAUUGAGGAAAGGAGGCUUCCACCAGGAGAACAUGCCUGUUAGCCGUGCCGGCUGCCUGGUGCUCACAGAAGCCUCCUCUGAGGCUCUGCCGUGUCUUUUUUAGGCUAUGGAGUCAUGACUGAUGGUGCCACCACCUUCAUCAACGCCUCCGCCUGCACGGUCAACUUCCAACCCAUGAACCCGCCCAUAGUCUUCGACUUGCCCACUCCGAGGAGUACAUGAUUGAGAAAAGCCCCCACCCUUUGCUCCUCCUCCCCUUACAGACCCCGACAGGUAACGGGUUUGGUCGGCUCGACAGAUAAGGCAUUGGGUAGGGUGGGUGGGAGACAGUUUGUAAAUAUGCAAGGUUCCGUCGGACUGCGUCCAUGACGACCGCUGCAGUCCAGCUUCCUGUAGAGUCCACGUGUGCAGUUGUGUUGUGUACCGUCUCCGUUUUUCCUUUUUUAAAAAAAUGAUUUCAGCACUAUUGCGCGAUGAUCUCUGUCCUCUGGAAGAGCGAUGUUUUUAAACCUCUGUUGACUUUGGUUAGUUGACAAUCCCCUGUGGCAGUCUCUCGGUUUGGAAAGCCAUCGCCUCCUCCCGUUGAUCCAGACUCUGUGAAAAGAGGCUCAGUAGCGGCGUCUCUCGACUCCUCCCCGCCGUUUCCCCGGGGUAUCCUCCUCGCGCGUUUCCGCCGUCUCUUAUCCGAUGGAUGCACAAACGCCGUUUCCCCCACACCAGCUGCUCAGCGCUCCUCCAAAGAAGGUUUUGCGGAAGUGCGGAACCUUCCGAUGGUCCCAAACCCCUCCAGGUUCCAGAAGGCGAUCCCCCUCGCCACCCCGAGCGGCCACGACCCUAGUAAGUAGUGGAAUUGGCCCUCUCCGCACCGUGAGUUCUCGAGGCCCGGUUUUGAUGGUCCCCAUGCUGGCGAGGGCCCGGGGAAGUACAGAUCAAAGAGGACCUGGGAGGGAACAGGAAACUGACGCCACAGGGCCCGUGUGAAAUUGAAUGUCAAGCACAUUGACACUGCUCUCCAGAGAUUCAUUAAAACUUUCUGUAAGCUUCUUAUGGAUCUGAAAAUGUGUUGAGGGGCUCUCCUGUGCUCUCUGUGUAAUUUCCCUGUGCCUAAUAAGCUCAACCUCUCAUCCUCUGCUGAAGUGUCAUGUUGCCAACAAGUUUAUUUCAGGGUCACCAGCAGUUAUCUCUUUUUAGAUAAUUGUUACUCAGCUGUGCUUCACACUGUGGAAUCAGAAGUUUGGUGUGUAUUAAUUGUCUUCUGAGUAGGGGCAUGCAUCUGCUGGCUCCCACAAAAGAUGGCUCAUUCUGGAAGGCUGAAUACUUUUUUUGUGGGUGUUUUUAGUACAACUUCCAGAAAGUUAAUAACAACAUUCCAGUUGUUAAAAUAUACUUUUAAUGUAUCGCUCAGUAGUGGGGAAAAUGUUUAAGUAAUUUAUUUAAUAUUUCACCUGUAAUGUAAUAAAUAAAUUAAAAUAAAUAUCUUUGCUCCAAAUAACGUCUGGCAUUUUUUCCAAAUACUUCUGUUCCUUACAAAUUAGUCUGUGUUUGGUUAAACGGAUAUGGUAUUUCAAAGUUUAAUGCAAUGGUUGGAAUUUUUAAUGGCUAUGGAAUUUCCUUUUUAACAAUGGUAGUAAGAAUAUGCUUGUACUGUAUGUGGACUGAGUCUGUUUGUUAACUGUUACCAUUGCUCACCUAUUUUGCACACAUUUUUGUUCAAAUCAACCACUGCAAACAUGUCUUUUAUUAAAGUACUUCAAAGAAUAAUCACACUCUCCCCAAUAACUUAUACGUAAUGUGUGUUGGACAUGGUAAGAGUACGAUUGGACUUUGAUCCUAGUGCUCCUUUUAUAAUUUAUUAAUGCUCCUUCUAGCAACAAUUUGCUCCUGUGAGUUUCAAAAUGGUCGCCAUUACCAGCACACAUUGCACAGUACUAUUAUGAAUUCAUAAUUACUAGGCAAUUUGGACCAUAUGAAUCGUGAGAGAAUUGAAUUUUAAGCUGAAUAAUGAUCCUUUUCAUUGUGUAUUCCGAUUCCCAGCAAGCACUUAGAAUGAUUGUUACUCUUAUGUUGGCACAAACACUUUAAGAAUGUUCCAUGUUGGCGUUUAUUAUGGGUACUGUGCUCUUCUUGAAAACUAAACUCUCGCUGUGGUGUUUCUUGCUGACUUCUUUGGGGCAUGCCGUUCUGCUUUUAUUUAUUUUUUAAUUUUUUUAAAAAAGGCUUUUUUUCUCUAAUUUCUGUGCUGUGUAAUUCAUUUGAGACACUGUUGAAAUGUUUUGGUUUAAUAAUGUAUGAUAUUUUAUAAUCCCUUCAGCAAAGAAAAAAACAACAAAAAAAAACUUAAUAUUGAAUAUGAAGUAUGUUAGUGCAUCAGGAGGUGGGCCCUGUUAUGUACAUCCUACAUGCAGUUCAGUUCUUCUGGUUCCCAGAAAAAGGAUUGAUGCUAAUUAAAUGAAACCUCAUGCGCA
Messenger RNA from Brienomyrus brachyistius, 4354 nucleotides. RefSeq names its product metallophosphoesterase domain containing 1 (gene mpped1). The transcript is spliced from 8 exons. Lineage: Eukaryota; Metazoa; Chordata; Actinopteri; Osteoglossiformes; Mormyridae. Bases 1045 to 1992 code for a protein of 315 amino acids. Gene Ontology annotation, molecular function: hydrolase activity. The record is from RefSeq and is a predicted model, not a curated record.